AGAAAUAAUAGUUUCGUCUCAAAAAAUAAAAUUUCAUCAAAAGUCAAGGGAAAGGAGCUCGCGAUGACGAAACUUUCUGGGAAAGUUUAAGUAGCUCUAAAAUUAAGAAAAUCGGAUACAACAUUGAACAAAGCAUCGCAAGCGGACCUUUGACGAAGAGUACGCGUCAAUAGGCGACAGAGGAUAUUUUCUCUUCUCACCUUCCUAGUUCCUAACACAAUUAACUACAACAGUACUGAAAUCGAAUUAGUUCGUAUCGGAUGCUGCUUAAUUUCGCUAGCCUGGCAGCUACAUCGAUAGCUACUGCAGUUUUCCCGGAGUCUGACAACGACCGACUUUUUAUAGGUCGAAUAAAGUUGAAGCUGUUUCUUUUUCUCUCCAUGCAUCCCUCUCUUCCUCUCUCCCUUUCUCUCCCUCCGGUUGACACUUGUCAUACGGUAUCUCUUUCGGUUUAAUGCGGAAUUGGAAUAUGGGUCGUGUAUGCGCGAAAACAACGAGACGCUUCGAAGUCAAUGUGCGCUUGCGUUUAUUCUGGUAAACGAGAACCGAAUGAUUUUGCCCGAAGGAAGAGAAAGGGAUAUGUGAUCCCGCGAUAUCGUGACAUUUCUGACAAUGAAAAAUCGAUUGACAAAAGGAAGCUGCGGACCUGUGAGUGAGGAAAAGUGCGAUAGUUCCGACACAUAUUGUACGUUUUCAGGUUCAGCGGUAGCGAUGAUCGGAGCUAAUCUGAGAUUCGGCAUCGGCGCUUCCGGGAAUGUCACGUCCAACGCCACCAAGGUGUUCCAGUGUCAUCCCGGCGGUGUGACCGAGGCCACCGUGAUAUUUAGCCUCGGUGCAUUGGGGAUGGGGGCGAAUAUCAUCCUCAUGACGUUGAUACUGGCGAAGCGACAGCUGCGCAGGUGGUCCCAGGGACUGUUAUUCCACCAAGCCAUGGUGGAUUGCGCGAGGGCUGCUAUAUUGUUGCCCCUAGGCUCCAGUAUAUUGAAUUGUCAGCCCGUUAACAAGUGCUCCCUGGUAGAGACCGCCUUUCUGUUACUGGUGACCGUUUCCACGGUAAAUAUGCUAACGACCGUGCUAAACGACAGCCCGGUAUUCCCAGAGAGCGAGGAGGAGGCCGAUCUGACCGCUCCCUUGCUGAUGGAUUCACCCCAGUGUGUGCUCUUUGGCACCUUCAUGAUCUGGUUUGCCAGCAUAACGAUCAAUCUGGGGCCGACAUUCCUUAGCGGUGCCUUAGCGGCAAACACGGAGAGCGGCCACAAUGCGCCUGGUUGUCCAUUAGUACAUGGCCCUUUUCGCCACUACAUACUCAAUGUUCUCUGGAUUGUCAUCAACAUCAUUUGCGUAGCACUCACGCUCUUUCAUUUGAGAAAAUUACAUAGAGAUCUGACAAAGGCUAACGUCGAAGCGGUGCGAGUAGCUGGUCUCGUCACAACGCUCGUUAAUGUAACGGGAGGACAUCAGGGUGCAACGAAUGCGCUUGCAACCGAGGAUGGUGAUACGAGAAAUGGUACGACACCAAAAAGAACGGGUGCCAUCGAGGAGCACCGGAAAAUGAGGAACUACCUCAGGAGGAUGGAACGUGAAGGUGUGCAGCGGGUGAAAAUGUUCCUGGUCAUAACAGCGGCGUACGUUAUAUUCUGGGGACCAUUGUUUUUCGUUACUCUGGUACACCAUCCCGUCAUAGGAAAUCCUACUGGCUAUGAGGUGACCCUGCACAUCGCGUACGUACACGCUUUCGUAAACCCGGUUCUGUUCCUCACCCUGCACCGGGGGCUGCGACAGGGGAUGUCAGACGUGUGUUGUGGCUGCUGCGAGAGCAUAGCACGGUGGAUCCUCGGAUCCGCCGCGACCAGCCCGAUGCAGAAUGUUCAGCUACCCCGAUACGAGGCGCCGAUGAACCUCCCCUCGCCGCCGGAUCCGCCCCUAGCGGCGCCGGCUGCACCGCCGGGAUGUAAUCUUACUGAUGUGGCGCUCUUAAAACCACCCCUGCCACCAACUGCCAAACACUUACUGAUGGAUGAUUCUAUCGUGAUACCACCCGAUCCUUGGAGUCUCACUUCAAGACCGAAGAGUACUUCUAGUCUUUACGAAGAAGAAUUCUCUAGGAGACCGAGCCUCCUGUUACCACCACCGGCGGAAUUAAACGAUCUGCAAAUGAGUCCGACGAGUAGUGACUUGCCUAGCGAAUAAACAACUUUAAUCAACAUCGAACCAAAAAGCACAAAGUUAAUCGAUUACUAUGUAAAAGUAAUUGUAAAAAAUGAAGAAAAAGAAAUAGAAUUUUCAGGAAAAAGUCCUCCCUAAUCCCAAAUCCUCUUCCGAAGCAUUACUCCAAUCAGAUGUUACACAUAUAUUGUCCAUAAGCCGAAAUCAAAUAAGUCGAAUACCCGCAAAUACCCUAACAUUUUUUAAUAAUGAGAAUUAAUAUAUUCAGUGAAAAUAUCACAACUACAAUUAUGUUUGGGAAUAUCCGUACAUUUUACAUUCAUAGAAUUUUUAAAGUAAAAAUAAAUAAAGAUUAAAUUUCAUAAACGGUCAA
Molecule: messenger RNA, 2539 nt
Organism: Pogonomyrmex barbatus (red harvester ant)
Lineage: Eukaryota; Metazoa; Arthropoda; Insecta; Hymenoptera; Formicidae
Biological process (GO): cellular response to hormone stimulus; G protein-coupled receptor signaling pathway
Cellular component (GO): plasma membrane
Molecular function (GO): peptide binding; G protein-coupled receptor activity
Source: RefSeq, a predicted model, not a curated record